Messenger RNA from Oryza brachyantha (malo sina), 1817 nucleotides. Its product is annotated as sugar transport protein 8-like. Gene Ontology annotation, cellular component: membrane. The transcript is spliced from 2 exons. Gene Ontology annotation, molecular function: monosaccharide transmembrane transporter activity. NCBI's taxonomy places the organism in Eukaryota, Viridiplantae, Streptophyta, Magnoliopsida, Poales, Poaceae. The record is from RefSeq and is a predicted model, not a curated record. Bases 83 to 1624 code for a protein of 513 amino acids. Gene Ontology annotation, biological process: monosaccharide transmembrane transport.
UCCUCUAUAUAAACUACUGGAUAAUCUCUUCGUCUUCAUCGUCAAAAAAAAAAAAAAGUAGGAAGGUGAGAGCUCGAUCGCCAUGGCGGGAGGCUUCGCGAUCGAUGGCAAGGUCGGCGGCGGGAGGCGGGAGUUCAAGGGGAAGAUCACGUGGUACGUGUGGAUGUGCGGCAUCGUCGCGGCGACGAGCGGGCUCAUGUUCGGGUACGACGUGGGCAUCUCCGGCGGGGUGACCGCCAUGGACGACUUCCUGGUGAGGUUCUUCCCGGCGGUGUACGCGAGGAAGCACAGGGCGAGGGAGAACAACUACUGCAAGUUCGACGACCAGCGGUUGCAGCUGUUCACGUCGUCGCUGUACCUGGCGGCGCUGCUGGCCAGCUUCGUGGCGUCGCGGCUGUGCACGCGGCUGGGGCGGCGGCGGACGAUGCAGCUCGCGUCGGCGUUCUUCCUCGCCGGGACGGGGCUGUGCGCCGGCGCGGCGAACCUGGCGAUGCUGAUCGUGGGGCGGAUCUGCCUCGGCGUCGGCGUCGGGUUCGGCAACCAGGCGGCGCCGCUGUUCCUGUCGGAGAUCGCGCCGGCGCACAUCCGCGGCGCGCUCAACAUCCUCUUCCAGCUCGACGUCACCAUCGGGAUCCUCAUCGCCAACGUCGUCAACUACUUCACCUCGGAGAUCCACCCGGCCGGCUGGAGGUACUCGCUCGGCGGCGCCGGCGUGCCCGCGGCGGUGCUGUUCCUCGGCUCGCUGGCGAUCACCGAGACGCCGACGAGCCUCAUCGAGCGGGGCCGCCGCGACGCCGGCCGCGCCACGCUGGAGAGGAUCCGCGGCACGGCGGACGUGGACGACGAGUACGAGGAGAUCAGGCACGCGUGCGAGACGGCCGCCGCGCUGUGCGCCGAGGAGCCGCCGUUCCGGCGCCUCCGGCGGCGCGAGUCCCGGCCGCCGCUGGUGAUCGCCGUGGCGAUGCAGGUGUUCCAGCAGUUCACGGGCAUCAACGCCAUCAUGUUCUACGCGCCCGUGCUGUUCCAGACCAUGGGCUUCAAGAGCAACGCCUCCCUCCUCUCCGCCGUCGUCACCGGCGGCGUCAACGUCAUCUCCACCCUCGUCUCCGUCGUCCUCGUCGACAAGUUCGGCCGCCGCCUGCUCCUCCUCCAGGCCUGCGCCCAAAUGCUUGUCGCCCAGACGGCGGUGGGAGGGAUCAUGUGGGCGCACGUGAAGGUGAGCGGCAACCCGAGCGAGAAGUGGGCGGUGGUGAUCGUGGUGCUCAUCUGCGUCUACGUCUCGAGCUUCGCGUGGUCGUGGGGCCCCAUGGGGUGGCUCAUCCCGUCGGAGACGUUCCCGCUGGAGACGCGGACCGCCGGCUUCGCCUUCGCCGUCAGCUCCAACAUGCUCUUCACCUUCCUCAUCGCGCAGGCCUUCCUCUCCAUGAUGUGCACCCUCCGCGCCUCCAUCUUCUUCUUCUUCGCCGCCUGGAUCGUCGCCAUGGCCGCCUUCGUCUUCUGGCUGCUGCCGGAGACCAAGGGCGUGCCCAUCGACGACAUGGUCGCCACCGUCUGGCGCCGCCACUGGUUCUGGCGGAGGUUCUUCCACGACGACGCCGAUCGCCGCCGGAUCGACAACUGCUGAUUUGAGAGAUUUUUACUUUUUAUUUUUUAAUUUGGAUUUGUUUUUUUAGUUACCUACUAUUGUUUAGUUAUUCAGAUUUUAGUAAUUAAUUUGGGUGUGGAUGGUGAAAUUAAGUGAUGAGAGAUAUGCAUGUACCGAAUACAUAUUACAUGAAGGCAAUAAUAUAUAGAUAACUGAACAUAUUUAUUCUGAA